CUGCUGCUGUUGUGUUACAAUCCACGCGCAGCAGCCCCACACAAUGGCGGUUAACGAGCACAGACCGACGGUAGCGGACAUCAAGUUUCAGGUGAAGGAAGGGAGCUCCCUGUCUUCGGCAACGUUCAUAUUCGGAGACGAAGACCACACGCUCGGAAACGCCUUGCGUCACGUGCUGAUGCAGAACAAAGAGGUGGACUUUUGCGGGUACAGCGUUCCCCACCCGUCAGAGCCCAAGAUGAACCUCAGGCUUCAAACUACAGGUCGACCAGCGCUGGAACUAUUGAAGGAGGGGUUGCGAGAUCUUAGGGAUCUGUGUAAUAUUCUGGAGGAGCGCGUGGAGCGAGAGAUACCUGAUGCGGAGGACGAGGAAUCAUGAACAUCCUCACGAUCCGAUGUCGAAACUGUUUUGGACCCCCCAGCAUUCGUUUUGUUGCUGUCGUGAGCGAGCAGGGGGGGAGUCGAAACUGUGGAUGGAAACGAGAAUGUCACUCUGUCUCCGUCAGUCUCUCUCUCUCUCGCACCACACAUGGAAGUCGGGCAUGUACUGAUCUUUUGGGGGUGUGACCGCGUGUUUUCGUCGGGGCAAGUUGUUUGUUUUGCCUGUAUUUAUCGAUGCGUGUCAGACAUUUGUAUAUGUUCGUACAUAAUGUCGAUCUUGUUAAGUUUUCUAGUGUUUUCUACCCCUGUGAGAUGUUAACGUGCUUUGCUCUUGUUAAUGUCCCUGGCUUACGUGG
Molecule: messenger RNA, 737 nt
Organism: Ectocarpus siliculosus
Lineage: Eukaryota; Phaeophyceae; Ectocarpales; Ectocarpaceae
Source: the annotation of a GenBank genome assembly